This is a messenger RNA of Cebus imitator (Panamanian white-faced capuchin), 2570 nucleotides long. RefSeq names its product C-X-C chemokine receptor type 2. NCBI's taxonomy places the organism in Eukaryota, Metazoa, Chordata, Mammalia, Primates, Cebidae. The transcript has 3 exons. The record is from RefSeq and is a predicted model, not a curated record. Gene Ontology annotation, molecular function: C-X-C chemokine receptor activity; interleukin-8 binding. Gene Ontology annotation, cellular component: membrane. Gene Ontology annotation, biological process: neutrophil chemotaxis; immune response; G protein-coupled receptor signaling pathway. The coding region runs from base 1056 to 2144 and encodes 362 amino acids.
CCUUGAGGUGAGUUUUUUUGCCUGUCUCACAGAGUAGGCUGCAGCCUGCCACUUCUUUCAAAAGUUCUGUGGAUUCUUCCAGUUUUCCUGUUCACUUCCUGCAUUCGUUCCUGGAGAAAAAAAUUCACAGUGUGAAUCUCUACACACUACUCUGUCCUUCCAAGUGGGAGAGGCAUGCUAACACUGCCUCAGUCUGCUCUCUUAGGCGGAAAAAAAGCAGUCCAGUCUAAAAAAAAUGAAUUUGUUGGGUGUAGCAACCCAGAGGUCAUUGGAAACCUUGGCAAAAGCUAUUUCAGUGGAGCAGUAGGAAGGAAGGCAGUUGCAGUGUAUUUGUUGAGCAGCAGAGGAAGCCGAGAGAGCAGCUGUGUUAGCAAAAGGGUACUAGGACAGAGGGAGCGUGAUAAAGGCAUAAGUAAGGUAUGAUGGAAGGAAAAGAGCCAGGACAGAGCGGGGAGAAAGCAGGAUCCUCAAGGAUCAGAGAGGCAAUGGGUCCCACGGUCAGGUGCAGGGGAUUCAACAGAAACAGAAGGAGGGACAUUUCUCACUCUGACCCUGGAAAGAAGGAAGAAACUGCGUGUGAGUUCCGACUAGUCUGUUGAGGGGGGCUGGGAUGCCUGCAUCUUCCCUGUUAAAAAAGGAAGUUCGGGUUCAGAACACUCUGAGACAGAAGGUGGGUAGGCAAAUCUCCACCUUCAGACUGGCAGUCUCCUCCAGAAGCCAUCAGACAGGAAGAUGUGAAAAUCCGCAGCGCUCAUCCCAGAAUCACUAGGUGGCACCUGUCCUGGGUCAAAGUCCCAGGACAGACCUUAUUGUUCCUCUGUAGGAACACCUCCCCAGGAGGGCCUCCUCGAUUUCCCCCCUCUCAACCCAGAAGUUUCAUCAUCCAGGCUGCUUCAUUUUUUUUCUGUGUAACAGCUCUGACUACCACCCAACCUUGAGGCAUAUUGAAGACUUCGGUGGACACUCUAAUAACAGCAGGCUGCAGCUGCUGUCCUGGAGGUGUUCUACAGGUGAAAAGCCCAGCAUCCUGGUCAGGAUUUAAGUUUUCCUCAAAAAUGGAGCAUAUUAACUGGGCUGACUACGGCCUCGAAGGUCUCUUUGAAGAUCUCUUUGAAGAUCUUAGUAAUUACACUUACAGCUCUGACCUGCCCCCUCUUCUGCUAGAUGCUGCCCCAUGUGAGCCAGAAUCCCUGGAAAUCAACAAGUAUUUUGUGGUCAUUAUCUAUGCCCUAGUAUUCCUGCUGAGCCUGCUGGGAAACUCUCUCGUGAUGCUAGUCAUCUUAUACAGCAGGGUCGGCCGCUCUGUCACUGAUGUCUACCUGCUGAACCUGGCCUUGGCCGACCUGCUCUUUGCCCUGACCUUGCCCAUCUGGGCUGCCUCCAAGGUGAGUGGCUGGAUUUUUGGCACAUUCCUGUGCAAGGUGGUCUCACUCCUGAAGGAAGCCAACUUCUACAGUGGCAUCCUGCUACUGGCCUGCAUCAGCAUGGACCGCUACCUGGCCAUUGUCCAUGCCACACGCACACUGACCCAGAAGCGCUACUUGGUCAAGUUCAUAUGUCUCAGCAUCUGGGGUCUGUCCUUGAUCCUGUCCCUGCCCGUCUUGCUCUUCCGAAGGACCAUCUACCCACCCUCUUUUAGCCCUGUCUGCUAUGAGGAUAUGGGCAACAAUACAACAACAUGGCGGAUGGUGUUGCGGAUCCUGCCCCAGACCUUUGGCUUCAUUGUGCCGCUGCUGGUCAUGCUGCUCUGCUACGGAUUCACCCUGCGCACGCUGUUUAAGGCCCACAUGGGGCAGAAGCACCGGGCCAUGCGUGUCAUCUUUGCUGUGGUCCUCAUCUUCCUGCUCUGCUGGCUGCCCUACCACCUGGUCCUGCUCGCAGACACCCUCAUGAGGACCCAGAUGAUCAAGGAGACCUGUCAGCGCCGCAAUGACAUUGACCGGGCCCUGGAUGCCACCGAGAUUCUGGGCAUCCUCCACAGCUGCCUCAACCCCCUCAUCUAUGCCUUCAUCGGCCAGAAGUUUCGCCAUGGACUCCUCCGGAUCCUAGCCACACAUGGCCUGAUCAGCAAGGACUUCCUGCCCAAGGACAGCAGGCCUUCCUUUGUUGGCUCUUCUUCAGGGCACACUUCCACUACUCUUUAAGGCCUCCUGCCUAAGUGCAGCUCCGUGAGUCCUCCCUUCCCUUCAGAGUUGCUUUCCAAGCCUCAUGUCCACUGGUUCUUCUUGGUCUCAGAGUCAGUGCAGCCCCCACUGUGAUCACAGGAAGCAGAGGAGGCCAUGUUCUUACUAGGUUCCCUUGCAUGGUUUAGAAAGCCUGCCCUGGCGCCCCACCCCUCACCAUAAUUUCUACGUCACCUGCUGGAGCUCUGUCCAUCCUGCCCCUGAGCCCAUGGCACUCUGUGUUGUAAGAAGUGAAAAUCUACACUCCAGUGAGACAGUUCUGCAUGCUCUUUAGGAUGGCUAGUAUCAAAAGAAAGAAAAUCAGGCUGGGUGCGGUGGCUCAGGCCUGUAGUCCCAGCACUUUGGGAGGCUGAGGUGGGCAGAUCACUUGAUAUCAGGGGUUCAAGA